CCCAUAAGUACCCAAGUUUUGUAUCUAUACGAUCACCAUCUUAUUCUAAACCACUUUAAUCCAAGUGGGCACUUCUUCUUUCCUAUAAAAAUCCAAUCUUUUAGCGACCCAUCAAUCAAGAUGACGUGGAUAUACUCACUGUUUAGUGGGCCAUCAGGGUUUUCUGCAAAUUCAAGAGCCGAAGAUGUUACAAAUGGGAUUGAUGGAACUGGGCUUACUGGUUGAUAGAAGAUACAAACAAUAUUAUCAUCAAAUGCAGAUAAUUAUAUCAUCAUUUCAAGUAAUUGCUGAAGGUGGAGUAGCAAAAACCUACACAUCACUCGCACUCGAGACCAAUUCAUGCCGUUUUCGGUGCUUGAGAGAUGCAAUCGACAGCCAGGAACACACACACACGAAACUUCCAUCGACCGAUCGCAAAUCAUGUCAUCGAAGGUGGUUUUGAAGACGAAAGGAAAAUCAACAAAAGGAUCAAAGCCAUCGGAUGAUAAAUCAGCAUCGAAGAUCUUGAAAGAAUGGAGCACAUGGACCAUGAAGAAAGCUAAAGUCAUCACCCAUUACGGUUUCAUUCCCUUGGUUAUCUUCAUCGGCAUGAACUCCGAACCCAAACCAUCGAUCUCCCAGCUUCUCAGCCCUAUUUGAUUCGUAAUGAUCUUUCACUAUUUGUCGAAUUAAUUAGAUCGAUUUUGUAUGGAGACAUAAAUCACCAUUAAGGAUUCAAGGUUUACGUUUAUUAUGAAUUUGUUGCUAGUUAAUGUUAUCGAUUGAUGUCGAUUUACAUGUGUUAAUAACAUAGGUUGUGAACUUAUGCUAUUUUGUUGGAAUUAAGAAGUUUCGUGUGAUAUUUUGAGUAUGCUAUGAAGUAUCAAAUCUUAUGUUUUUAA
Helianthus annuus (common sunflower) is the source of this 881-nucleotide messenger RNA. RefSeq names its product mitochondrial import receptor subunit TOM7-1-like. Bases 340 to 639 code for a protein of 99 amino acids. The record is from RefSeq and is a predicted model, not a curated record. Gene Ontology annotation, biological process: protein import into mitochondrial matrix. Gene Ontology annotation, cellular component: mitochondrial outer membrane translocase complex. NCBI's taxonomy places the organism in Eukaryota, Viridiplantae, Streptophyta, Magnoliopsida, Asterales, Asteraceae. The transcript is spliced from 3 exons.